CGGGACUGGGACCGGCCCCGGGCGCUGCUGCUGCUCCUGGUGCUGCUGCUCCGCGCUCCCGCGCCGGGCUCCGCGCAGGCAGUGUGUGCAGGGACCCUGAACGGGCUGAGCGUGACGGGGGACGCGCAGCACCAGUACCAGACCCUGCACAAGAUGUACAACAACUGCGAGAUCGUGAUGGGCAACCUGGAGAUCGUCCUCAUCGACCACACGCAGGACCUCUCCUUCCUGCAGACCAUCCGGGAGGUGACGGGCUACAUCCUGAUCGCCAUGAACGUCUUCGCGUCGCUGCCGCUGCAGAACCUGCGCGUCAUCCGCGGGACUCAGUUCUACGAGGAGAAGUUCGCGCUCUUCGUGCUGCUCAACUACAACCCCAACGCCACCCACGCCCUGCGCCACCUCGGCCUCAACCAGCUCACAGAGAUCCUGGCUGGCGGCGUCUACAUCGAGAAGAACGCGCAGCUGUGCCACGUGGACACGGUGGAGUGGAGGGACAUCAUGCGGGACACCCGCCAGGAGCCCAUCGUGAGGGACAACGGCAAGGCCUGUGCCCCGUGCCACGAGAGCUGCGGCGGGCACUGCUGGGGGCCCGGCCCCGAGGACUGCCAGAAACUGACGAAGACCAUCUGUGCCCCCCAGUGCAACGGGCGCUGCUUCGGGCGGGCGCCCAAUGAGUGCUGCCACGAGGAGUGUGCGGGGGGCUGCACCGGCCCCCUCCGCACCCACUGCUUCGCCUGCCGGCACUUCAACGACAGCGGGGAGUGUGUCCCGCUGUGCCCCCAGCCCCUCAUCUACAACAAGCUGACCUUCCAGCUGGAGCCCAACCCCGACACCAAGUACCAGUACGGGGGUGUCUGUGUCCGGGAAUGCCCCCACAACUUCGUGGUGGACCAGAGCUCCUGCGUCCGCGCCUGCCCCAACGACAAGAUGGAGGUGGAGAAGAACGGGCUGAAGAUGUGCGAGCCCUGUGGGGGGCUGUGCCCCAAGGCCUGCGAGGGCACCGGCGCUGGCAGCAAGUACCAGACCGUGGACUCCAGCAACAUCGACACCUUCAUCAACUGCACCAAGAUCCUGGGCAACCUGGACUUCCUCAUCACGGGCCUGGAGGGGGAUCCCUGGCGCAACAUCUCGGCGCUGGACCCCGAGAAGCUGAACGUGUUCCGGACGGUGCGGGAGAUCACGGGGUACCUGAACAUCCAGUCCUGGCCCAAGCACAUGCAAAACUUCAGCGUCUUCUCCAACCUGGAGACCAUCGGCGGACGGAGCCUCUACAACCGGGGCUUCUCUCUGCUGAUCAUGAAGAACGAGAACGUGACGUCGCUGGGGCUGCGCUCGCUGCGGGAGGUGAGCGCGGGCCGCGUGUACAUCACCGAGAACCGGCGGCUCUGCUUCCUGCACACCGUGCACUGGGCAGCGCUGAGCCGCUCCCGCGCCGACCUCGACAUCCGCAACAACAGACCCCGCAGCAAGUGCCAGCAAGAGGGGAAGGUGUGUGACCCGCUGUGCUCGGCCGAGGGCUGUUGGGGGCCCGGCCCCGGGCAGUGCCUGUCCUGCCGCCACUACAGCCGGCGCGGGGUCUGCGUGCCCACCUGCAGCUUCACCCACGGGGAGACGCGGGAGUUCUCCCAGGAUGGAGAGUGCUUCGAGUGCCACCCCGAGUGCGAGCGCAUCGAGGGCGGCGUCACCUGCAACGGCUCGGGCGCCGACACCUGCACCCGCUGUGCCCACUAUCGCGACGGGCCCCACUGCGUGGAGAGAUGUCCCGACGGCGUCCUGGGCGAGCGCGGCCCCAUCUACAAGUUCCCCGACGGCAGCCGCGAGUGCCGGCCCUGCCACGAGAACUGCACCCGCGGGUGCCUGGGGCCGCUGCUGCGGGACUGCCUGGGGGACGCCCUGCCCGUGUCCAGAAAGGCGCCGACGCUGAUCGCGGUGAUGGUGGUCGGGGGGCUCUUCCUCUCCUGCUCCAUCGUCCUCCUCGCGCUGCUCUACUGGCGGGGAAAGAAGAUCCAGAAGAAACGGGCGAUGCGGCGCUACCUGGAGAGGGGAGAGAGCCUGGAGCCGCUGGAUCCCAGUGAAAAGGCCAACAAGGUGCUGGCCCGAAUCUUCAAGGAGACGGAGCUGAAGCGGCUGAAGGUUCUGGGCUCUGGUGUCUUUGGCACCGUGCACAAGGGCAUCUGGAUCCCAGACGGGGACUCCAUCAAGAUCCCAGUGAGCAUCAAGGUGAUCCAGGACUGGAGUGGGCAGCAGUCCUUCCACGCUGUCACCGACCACAUGCUGGCCAUCGGCAGCCUGGACCACUCCUACAUCGUGCGGCUGCUGGGGAUCUGCCCUGGGCCGCAGCUCCAGCUGGUGACGCAGCUCCUGCCCCUCGGCUCCGUCCUGGAAUACGUGCGCAAGAACCGCGACUCCAUCAGCCCCCAGCUGCUGCUCAACUGGUGCGUCCAGGUGGCCAAGGGCAUGUACUACCUGGAGGAGCACCGCAUGGUCCACCGCAACCUGGCUGCCCGCAACGUGCUGCUCAAGUCUCCCAGCCAGGUGCAGGUGGCUGAUUUCGGCAUCGCCGACCUGCUCUACCCCGAUGACAAGAAGUAUUUCUACAACGAGGUCAAGACGCCCAUCAAGUGGAUGGCACUGGAGAGCAUCCACUUUGGGAAGUACACGCACCAGAGCGAUGUCUGGAGCUACGGCGUGACGCUGUGGGAGAUGAUGACCUUCGGCUCCGAGCCCUACGCCGGGAUCCGCCUGGCAGAGGUGCCCGACCUGCUGGAGAAGGGCGAGCGGCUCUCGCAGCCCCAGAUCUGCACCAUCGACGUCUACAUGGUGAUGGUGAAAUGCUGGAUGAUCGACGAGAACAUCCGUCCCACCUUCAAGGAGCUGGCGAACGAGUUCACCCGCAUGGCCCGGGACCCCCCGCGCUACCUGGUGAUCAAGGAGAGCGGGGCCGUGCCCCCCGCCGAGCCCCCCACCCUCAGCGACAAGGAGCUGGACGACAUGGAGACGCUGGAGCUGGAUGAGGAGGAGGAGCUGGACGUCUCCUUCGGCCCCACCACCGGGCUGUACCCACAGCGCCCACGGGGCAGCUGCGCCCGGAGCCCCAGCCUGCUCAGCCCCCCCGCCGGAUACAUCCCCAUGAACCAGCCCGGCCUCGGCAGCACCCGCCUGGGCGGGGGGUCGCGGCCGCUGCGGCGCAGCCGUCAGGAGUCCCUGGGCCGGACGGUGUCGGAGUCGUCGGAGGGUCGCGGCACCGCCUCGGAGCUGGACCUGGGCGAGGGCGGGUCCCUGUCCGGGAGCCUCUGUCGCAGCCUCCGCUCGCGGGGGGACAGCGCGUACCUGUCCCAGCGGGAGAGCUUCCCCCCCCCGCCCCCCAGCUCCGAGGGCAGUGAGGAGGAUCCCAACGGAUACGUGACCCCCAACUGCGCCCAGCGGGAGCCGGGGGGGCCCCCGGGUGCCCCCCCGGGCCGGGGCGGGCAGGACGAGGAGGACUAUGAGUACAUGAACAAGCAGCCCUCCCACCCUUUGCAGGCCCCCCAACCCCGGCCGGCCUCGCUGGAGGAGCUGGGCUACGAGUACAUGGAGGUGGGCUCAGAGCCGGGGGGGCCCCCGGGUGCCCCCCCGGGCCGGGGCGGGCAGGACGAGGAGGACUAUGAGUACAUGAACAAGCAGCCGCGGCUGAGCCGCUCGCUGGGCAGCGUGUCCGGGGGGCCGGGACCCCGCCCCGAGGGCAGCCCCCCCCGCCACGACGGCUACACCGACAUGCGCCCGGGGGAGACCCCCGCGCCCCCCGCCCCGGAGGAGGAGCAGGGCUACGAGGAGAUGGAGGCCGUGGUGACCCCGCGCUGCCCCGGCUGCCGCGGGCCCCCCACCCCCUGCAUGAAGCCCCUGCGCAGCCUGGAGGCCUCGGACUGUGCCUUCGACAACCCCGACUAUUGGCACAGCCGCCUCUUCGCCAAGGCCGAUGCCCAGCGGACGUAGGGGACCCCCUCCGGCCCCCUCCCGGGUCCCCCCCAGGGCUGCUCACACUGGAUAUGAAGGAUCCUCCCCGGGGCAUGAACCCCGGGGAAGGUGGGCGGGGACCAGGGGGUCUCAGCCCGGUCUGGGGUGUACCUGCUCCCUCCCACCCUUUGCAGGGUCUUUUUUUGAGGGUGCAAGGCUGGGGGAGCUAAUCCUGGGCCCCUCGAGGUGGUGGGGAGGGGGCAGCCCAGACCCCCUGAAGAAGGGGCUGGGUGGGGGUCAGGACCCCCGGGUCCCCCUCCCACCAUGCCCGGGGGGUGUCCUCCGGCUGCUCCCCCCAGCUGAAGGUGCUCCCCGUGUGCUGAGGGUCCCUGCGGGGCCCGGGGGGGAGCAGCAGACGAGGUCAGACGGGAUUUUUGAAGGACC
Molecule: messenger RNA, 4377 nt
Organism: Corapipo altera (White-ruffed manakin)
Lineage: Eukaryota; Metazoa; Chordata; Aves; Passeriformes; Pipridae
Gene: ERBB3
Product: erb-b2 receptor tyrosine kinase 3
Exons: 30
Coding region: 154-3972 (1272 amino acids)
Biological process (GO): cell surface receptor protein tyrosine kinase signaling pathway; positive regulation of kinase activity; multicellular organism development
Cellular component (GO): signaling receptor complex; basal plasma membrane
Molecular function (GO): neuregulin receptor activity; neuregulin binding; ATP binding
Source: RefSeq, a predicted model, not a curated record